AUGACAACUAGUCCAAUCUAUGCAUCCAUUGGCAGCUUGAUUAUAGAUGACAUAAUCUACGAAGAUGGAUCAAAGGAAACAAAUGUUCUUGGUGGAGCUGGUGUAUUCGCUGUAUAUGGAAUGAGAUGUUGGCAUAGUCCACCUGAUUCUAAAAAGAUAGCCUAUGCUGUUCAGAGGGGGCACGAUCACCCUGCUAAUAUUGAUAAGCAACUUGACGAAUUAAAUCUAUCUCUUGUGUCAUAUACUCACAAAGACAAGUGCACUACGCGUGGCCUAAAUACAUUUGGUGCAAAUGAUCAUCGAGAUUUUGAAUACAUACAUCCAAUCAUUCGCUCAACCCCAGGAGAUUUCCCUCUAGAGUGGAUAAAAUCUAUUCGAAUUUUGCACAUCAUUGCUUCAACUGAGCGGGCACUAGAGAUCACGGAUGAGUGGCGUAAAAGAGAGGAGAGUUUACAAAAGUCUAUUCCCACCCAAUUCCUCUGGGAACCAUUGCCCUGGGCGUGUCUUCCAAAGGAUCUACCAGGAAUUAAGAAUGCUGCUCAGAGAGUGGCUAUACUGACUCCGAAUCAUGAAGAAGCUGCUGGGAUGCUCGGUUUGGAUCUACAUGAAAUGCUAAAGAAAAAUGAUAUCAAAUCUGUCGUAGAAGACAUUGCUCAUCAACUGUACGAAGCUAUGCGGUGUUCUAGAAAACAAUCAGAACUCGUACUGGUUGUCAGAGCUAGUAAAUAUGGAACCGUCUCUCUUUCGGACAAGCAUCCCUUGACCUGGACACCUGCUUACUGGGACUACCGUAAUCCCUCUGAUUCUUCUCAUGUUCGGGAUGUAACAGGAGCCGGGAAUGGGUUUUGCGGAGGCUAUGCUGUUGGGUGGGUCGAUACAGAUGGAGAUCUGGUAAAAGCAAGUCUCUAUGGAACAGUUUCUGCUAGUUAUAUGGUUGAACAAGUGGGUGUGCCUUUACAUCGUACUAUUGGUGAAAAAGAGCAGUGGAAUGAGGGACCAACCCCUCAAGAAAGACUUUCUCUCCUUGAAAAGCGGGCACAUGAAUAUAAUAAAACAAAACAAUAG
Messenger RNA from Phycomyces blakesleeanus NRRL 1555(-), 1065 nucleotides. RefSeq lists its product as hypothetical. The record is from RefSeq and is a predicted model, not a curated record. NCBI's taxonomy places the organism in Eukaryota, Fungi, Mucoromycota, Mucoromycetes, Mucorales, Phycomycetaceae. Bases 1 to 1065 code for a protein of 354 amino acids. The transcript has 4 exons.